Molecule: messenger RNA, 1725 nt
Organism: Neltuma alba
Lineage: Eukaryota; Viridiplantae; Streptophyta; Magnoliopsida; Fabales; Fabaceae
Product: mitochondrial import inner membrane translocase subunit TIM44-2
Exons: 14
Coding region: 48-1478 (476 amino acids)
Biological process (GO): protein import into mitochondrial matrix
Cellular component (GO): mitochondrial inner membrane
Molecular function (GO): protein-folding chaperone binding
Source: RefSeq, a predicted model, not a curated record
UUCAGGCUCGAAAUUCUUCUGAAACGAAGUUGAAGAUUUCAUAUUUAAUGGCUAGUAGAAAGCUAUUCCGCGACUUGUUAUUGUCCAAGCGAUCUCAUUUCGUUCAAUUAACGUAUCAGCAGGCUUCAAGCGGGAGGCUGCGUUUGCUUUCACAGUGUUCAAGUCUUCGUAGAUAUAGUGUCUUCAAUGAGUUCUCAAAAAAACUGAAAGGCGAAGCUGAAAGUAAUCCAGAGUUCCGGCAGUCGGUGAAGGAGCUCAAGGAGAAAGCGGAGGAGCUAAAAGGGGUAAAAGAAGGACUUAAAUCUAGAACGAAGCAGAUAACUCAGCAGUUGUACAGACAGGUGGAUGAAGCGUGGACAGAAGCAGAAGCUACUGCAAAGAAGGUUUCUAAUAAUGUGAAGGAGAAGAUUUCAGCUGCAACUGAGGAGAUAAAAGAAACUUCUAGGACUGGAAAGCAGGAUUCUGCAGGAUCAACAGGCUCGUCAGCUGAACAUGAUGCUGAUGCGACACAACGAAUUCAGUCUCCAUCUGGGGAAGAGAAUCAGCAAGCUGGAUCUAGUAAUGCUGCAGAAUCUUUGUUUGGCAAGUUCAAGUCAACCAUCUCAUCCCCAAAUGUUUCGUCAGCCUUCCAAAAAUUGAAGGAAGCAAAGUUAGUCAAUGUAGCCAAGAAAGGAUAUGAAAUAGUAAAAGAGGAGUUGAGUGAUAGUCCAAAUAGGAGAAGGCCUGUUCCCUCCACGCCAAGCGGUGAAACAAGUGAAAGAACUGAACUUGUCAUUAUGCCCUCAAAACAAUCUUGGUGGGGUAAGAAAUUGGAUGCAUUCAAAGACAAGGUGAAAGACCUUCCUAUAUCCAAGCAAUUCAUCAGAUAUAGUGAUCCUGUCAAGACAAAAGGCCAGGAGAUUGUAGAAGACUUGAGAGAAAGAUAUGAGACAAGUGACAACCCAGUUAUCCAUAAAAUACAAGAUAUGAAUGAUAGCAUGUUUCAGGAGACAGAUGCUGCAAUAUCGUACAAGGAAAUACGUCAACGGGAUCCUGAUUUCUCAUUACCAGAAUUUGUGGGAGAAGUUCAGGAAGCUAUAAAACCAGUUCUUAAUGCUUAUAUUAAGGGUGAUGUUGAAACUUUGAAGAAGUAUUGUAGCCCUGAGCUGAUUGAACGUUGUAAAGCAGAGCACCAAGCUUACCGAAGCCAUGGUAUUUUCUUUGAUAACAAGAUUCUGCAUGUAUCAGAUGUUGAAGUUAGAGAGACCAAGAUGAUGGGGUCCUCCCCCUUAAUCAUUGUAAUGUUUCAAACGCAACAAAUCUAUUGUGUACGUGAUAGGAAUGGGUCUAUUACUGAAGGAGGCAAGGAUACGAUCCACACCGUUUUCUAUGCUUGGGCCUUGCAACAAAUGGAGCCGGAGGAUCGCGGAGAGGAUGCAAUUUACCUCAUGUGGAGACUAAGAGAAAUGCAACAGCAAGGCAUCCAAGCCCUUAUAUAGUUAUUCAUCUUCUAACCCACUGAGAAUGUUGUAUAAUUAAGCCUUUAUUCCCAAUCCUAGCUUUUUAACAUUCGAUUUUUUGUCAUCCAAAUUUUGUGGCGGCCAUUGAUGACUAGCGUAGUUUUUUUUUUUUAAAAAAAAAAUAACACAACCAAAAGAAAUUGUGUACGCGAUGAGUUCAAUAAUGCUCAGUUAGAUGAGCGUAAUGCUUUGUCGGCUGUAUGUGUGCUGGUUUAUCUGGUAUCCA